GUUGUAGGCUCAGCUAUGAUGGCAGCCGUGGGUUGACAUCGAUACAUUAUAGAAUAUAAACUAUUUAAAAGUUAGCGGAAAACUCCCGACACAAUAACGUAGAACAAAUUAACAGUUUUCAGAUAGUACACACUUAAACACACUACCCGCCCGGUUUGGGGAACGUGGCACUAUGCCCGCAGCUACUGUGGAUCACAGCCAAAGAAUAUGUGAGGUUUGGGCCAACAACCUGGAGGAGGAGCUGAAGAGGAUUCGACAUGUCAUCCGAAAAUACAACUACAUUGCUAUGGACACAGAGUUUCCAGGUGUUGUAGCCAGACCAAUCGGAGAGUUCAGAAGCAACGCUGACUAUCAGUACCAGUUGUUGCGCUGCAAUGUGGAUUUGCUGAAGAUAAUCCAGCUGGGCCUCACGUUUAUGAACGAACAAGGAGAAUACCCUCCAGGAACAUCAACAUGGCAGUUCAAUUUUAAGUUUAACCUCACAGAAGAUAUGUAUGCACAGGACUCCAUUGAGCUCUUGACCACUUCAGGGAUUCAGUUCAAGAAGCACGAGGACGAAGGCAUCGAGACGCUGUACUUUGCGGAGCUGCUGAUGACAUCAGGAGUGGUGCUCUGUGACGGGGUCAAGUGGCUGUCGUUUCACAGUGGCUAUGACUUUGGAUACCUGAUCAAGAUUCUGUCCAACGCUAACCUGCCUGAGGAGGAGGUGGACUUCUUUGAGAUUCUCCGCUUGUACUUCCCAGUCAUUUAUGAUGUCAAGUACCUCAUGAAGAGUUGUAAAAACCUGAAGGGCGGGCUGCAGGAGGUAGCUGAGCAGCUGGAGCUGGAGAGGAUCGGACCACAGCAUCAGGCCGGCUCUGACUCUUUACUCACAGGCAUGGCUUUCUUCAAGAUGAGAGAGAUGUUCUUUGAGGAUCAUAUCGAUGAUGCAAAGUACUGUGGUCACUUGUACGGGCUCGGCUCCGGCUCAGCCUACGUCCAGAACGGAACAGGGAACGCUUACGAAGAGGAGGCUAACAAGCAGCAGUCGUGACAGCACUUCUGAAACCCUCCCAUCCUGCGACUCACGUGCACAAUCGGUGCGGUGCUGAAGCCAAGCUUCGCCAACCGGAUGAUGAUAAUGGAAAAAAAACAAGAAAACAUACACACAUCAUUUAGCAAGCUGCUUCUCAUAGGCUCUGCUCACCUAGACACCUGAAUAUGAUGGUCAAAAAAAGAAAAUCCCAGCUGUCCUCACACAUGCCCCUGCUGGCUGCAUGUGUGAGUUUAGUCUUUUAUUCCUACGAAGCAGUGUAGACGUUCUGGUUGGAUCAGUUGUAUCUAACAUGCUUGAAAAGAUGGGAUUUUAGUUUUCCUAAAAAUGUUCUGUAGAAAUGUUUUUGCACUUUAAAGCUCUAACCUGAUUUUAUAUGGAAAGCUGAAAAAAAUGUUUCUGGUGUCUUUCUCCUCUUUGUUGCCUUCUCUGCGUUCCCAUUUAACAUUGAGAACAUAAAAAUCUUUACCAUCACAACAACCGCUCUCACCACGCUCAGCCUUAAUAUUAGCUGCAUUCUUGUUCUUUUAAACUUUAAUUUAUUGUGCUGGUUAUCUAACAGAUGCUAGGACAUCAACAUGUCCUCCUCCUGUUAUUGGAUCUCUUGUAUGAUAAUGAGAAAGGGAGUGUGUUUAUGUGCACAUUAAUACACAUUUCAUUGAAGUUGUUUUUUUUUUUUUGCAUUUGUUUAUAUUAGGAUAAUGUUUAUAAUGGCCUGAAAAAGCUGUAAUCCCACUGUGAGAAGCCUUUAACUAAGUGAUGUAAUCUGCUUAUACAGUAUGCAGAUGGGAAUACAAAAAAAACAUAAUUUCCCUUUGUACUAUUACUAUUUGCUGUUUGUGUUCACCAUAAAGUUAAGGAUAAUGACAUGGAAGGGUAUCUACAGUAUGCACUGGAUGCAUACAGAUGGUUUUCAUCAGGUUAUUUGUGCAUGUUAACGCCCUUUAUUGACACAAGCACACGUGAACACAUGCAUCACCUCUCGGUGUGGUCUUGCAAUUUAUUUCAACCAAAUUAACAUUAAAAAAACUAUUUAAAAGUGAACGCUCACUGCAGUAAGGCAUGCUGAGGUUAACCUGAACUACUCUGUUGAGAGUACAUUUAAUUUUUAGUUGAAAUUAAGGGUUUGUAGAGUUUCAGUGUUGUAAUAAAAGAAGACAAAACUUUUACUCAAUGGAAAAAAACAAUAGCAUUGCCUUUUAAACAUGCGUCUUUUUGUUCCAGUGGAGUUCAUUUCACUUGUAGUUCAGGCCUUUUGAAUGACGUUUUUUAUUGCUUUCCCAUUCAUUCAUGCUGCGUAGAACAGCCGCAUGUACUAAAAUGUUUGAAUAAAUGCUGUGUUGUUAUAGUAGUAUCCUGAACUUCCAUAGGUGUGUGUUGACGUGUAGGUUCAAGACUUCUUUUAACCUCCCUGAGCGUCAAAGACUUGAUAAACACUUUUCUUUCUUUCUGCAGCACAUCAUUCACACUGUAACAGUAAAAAAAGGAAUAUGCAAUAUACAAGAGGAUUGUUUUUAGAUUAUUUUGUAAAUAAAGGCUUGAAACUUUUUCUACCGUAAAA
Molecule: messenger RNA, 2594 nt
Organism: Plectropomus leopardus (leopard coralgrouper)
Lineage: Eukaryota; Metazoa; Chordata; Actinopteri; Perciformes; Serranidae
Gene: cnot7
Product: CCR4-NOT transcription complex, subunit 7
Cellular component (GO): CCR4-NOT complex
Molecular function (GO): poly(A)-specific ribonuclease activity; nucleic acid binding
Source: RefSeq, a predicted model, not a curated record